CACACUCUCUCCCCGGACCUUCUUCUCCUCCAGCAGUAGACCGAUUUCUAUACCGCGCAUGACCCCGCCGGCCAGCACUGACGGGCCCACCGUAGCCCAGGUAAUUACCGCUACAAAAGACUCCUGUGCUCGCCGCCAUGGACACAGAGAAAUUCUGCUCUAAGUACAUGUACCUUCAUUCCAUCGCACAUGGCAUUACCCCAUCAUUUGUCGUCGGGUUUGAUAGUACGCCACCUAAAGCCACCCUAGCUCGUAACGGAAUACACCAAGCUGUUCUUCGUAGUGCGUCCGCCUGCGCCGGUAGCCAUCCAUUAUUCGGGACGGUAGCGAUCCAUUAUCCCGGACGGAACAGGUGCCGCCAACGCCUAUAUUCAAAUCCUCGGUGUAAUGUUCCGCGAAGUGAAUCAACAUGACAGGCGGCCCGUUCACCCUCGCCCGUCCACCACCGUCUGCCAACAGCCUAGGAGCUGUGGCUGCGAACGAGCACCGGUGUACCAGG
Molecule: messenger RNA, 499 nt
Organism: Bipolaris sorokiniana ND90Pr
Lineage: Eukaryota; Fungi; Ascomycota; Dothideomycetes; Pleosporales; Pleosporaceae
Exons: 1
Coding region: 138-413 (91 amino acids)
Source: RefSeq, a predicted model, not a curated record